AUGUCUUGCUUACACAAACGUCCGAAAAGGACAAAGUCAGAGGAGCAGGUUUUCCAGGAGCAGGUGAAAAAAGUUGCAAAGGAGAACGGAAAACUUCUAGGUUUGGAGGGCGAUGCAGACCUGCAGUUCCUGCUUGUCGGUGGGGAGUUGGUCAAGGUUCGCUCAGGCUCCUGGCAGAAGAACCGCUACUUCAAACUGCAAGAAGACUGCAAGACCUUGUGGCAGGAGUCCCGCAAAGCAUUCAAGAAAAAUCAGACUUUCUCCAUUGAUGACAUUGAUUCAGUGCGCAAGGGCCGUCAGUCUGAGGGGUUUCAGAAACACACAGACCCCAGUGAUGAAGAGCGGUGCUUCUCCAUCAUCUUUAAGAACCACAGAAAGAUUCUUGACCUGAUGGCAUCUAAUGCAGAGGAAGCAAAACAAUGGAUCAGUGGCUUGGAGAAGAUCAUCACCAACAUGCAAAACCUCAGCAUCCAGCAGAAGAGUGAGCACUGGAUCAUCAACUGCAUGCGAAAAGCAGACAAGAACGAGGACAACAAGAUGACCCUGAAGGAGCUGAAACACUUCCUGCGACAGAUCAACAUUGAGGUGGACGACACCUACGCAGAAGACAUUUUCAAGAAAUGUGACACAUCCAAAUCAGGCACCUUGGAGGGCUCGGAAAUCAAGCAUUACUAUGAACUGCUGACCCACCGGGAGGAGAUAGAUGUGAUCUAUGAGAAGUACGCUCAAACAGAGGGUCAGAUGAGCAACAGAGAAUUGCUUAACUUCCUCCUGAAUGAGCAGGUAGAGCAGGUGACCAUGGAGUAUGCUCACAGGCUGAUCGAAAAACACGAGCUGGAUGAAACAGCGAAGCAAAAGAAGCGCAUGACCAAAGACGGCUUCCUGAUGUACCUCCAACACGAGGAGGGAUCCAUCUUGAACCCGGCCCACAAGAACAUGUACCAAGACAUGACCCAGCCUCUCAACCAUUACUACAUCUCCUCCUCGCACAACACGUACCUGAUGGAAGACCAGCUCAAAGGACCCAGCAGUACGGAGGCCUACAUACGAGCGCUGAUGAAAAGUUGUCGUUGUGUGGAGCUGGACUGUUGGGAUGGGGCCAAUGGAGAGCCUGUCAUUUACCACGGCUACACACUCACAUCUAAAGUGCUCUUCAGAGACGUCAUCAAAGCCAUUAAAGACUACGCCUUUAAAACGACUGACUACCCAUUGAUCCUGUCCCUGGAGAACCACUGCAGCGUGGACCAACAGAAGCUCAUGGCCCAUCACUUGAUCUCUAUUCUGGGUGAUGCUUUGGUUACAAAGCCUCUCGGGGACACUAUGCCCACUAACCUUCCCUCACCUGAGGAGUUAAAGGGCAAGAUCCUCAUCAAGGGAAAACGCUCAAACAAACUGGAUGCAGUCUUCAAUAAUAACAGCAGUGUAGAGGAAGAGACUGUGUCUGAGGAGGAUGAGGCUGCAGAUUGUAAAGAGAAUGGACAAAAAUCUAAAAAGAGUUCGAAGAUCAAACUUGCCAAAGUGCUUUCAGACAUUGUUAUCUACUGCAAGAGUGUCCACUUUGAUGGUUUUGAACACGCAAAAGACAAACAGGGUUUCUAUGAGAUGUCCUCCUUCAAGGAGGGUAAAGCAUUCAACCUAGCUGAAAGCUCAGGCACUGCUUUCAUCCAUCACAACAUGGACAAGCUCAGUCGGAUCUACCCCGCCGGCUCCAGAACUGACUCCUCCAACUACAACCCUGUGCCCAUGUGGAACGUUGGUUGUCAGAUUGUGGCGCUCAACUUCCAGACACCCUCCAAGGAGAUGCAACUAAACCAGGGACGGUUUCUACCAAACGGAUUAUGUGGCUACAUCCUGAAACCUGAAUUCCAAAGAAGCCUGUCCUCUCAGUUCGAUCCCAACAAACUUACCAAAGGGCCGUGGCUAAUGAAGAAGAUCUUUCAUGUCAUGGUGAUCUCAGCUCAACAGUUACCGAAACUCAACAAGGACAAACCGAAAUCUAUUGUGGACCCCCUGGUGAGAGUGGAGAUCCACGGCGUGCCAGCAGACAGCGCCAGUGAGGAGACACACUACAUUGAUAACAAUGGGUUCAACCCCAUGUGGAAUGAGAACUUCCAGUUUGACAUCAACGUCCCUGAGCUGGCCUUGGUGCGAUUUGUGGUGGAGGACUACGACACAACAUCGGGGAAUGAUCUCAUCGGGCAAUACUGUUUACCGCUCACCAGUGUACAGAACGGGUAUCGACACGUCCCACUGCUCACCAAGAGAGGUGAUGUCAUCUCCUCUGCUGGCCUGUUUGUGCAUCUCAUGCUCCUCGAUGCCCAGUAGGCUUGCUGGGUAUGGAAAACCGUCACACCAGCAGCAGCAUUUUCUUUAAAAAACUGUAAAGGAAUUUGUCCUGUUUUAAAGCUCAAUAAUAUAACUCUGAUCAAACACUUCAGAAACCUCUACACAGAGAAAACUGUUUUGUCAGCCGACCAGCCAUAACUGCUGAAUCACAGUUGUCUGUAACACUUCCUGUCAUUUAAGCUUUUUGAGAAAUGGGCGUUUUGCUCAGAACAGUUCAGUAAGGGCUCUUGUAGAGUAACAAAACCCGAAUGAAUGAAAAUGUGAAUGAAAGUGAGGUGAAUGAGCAGUCUAGGAAAAUAUUUAAAGACAGGCAUUAUAUACUGUAUUUGUUGUAUUUGGGAGAAUAUUGGAGAAGUGUAAAUCUCAGCGUAAGAUAUAUUGGCUGUGUUAUUUCUGAAAGGUUUGUAGGUUUCCUGAGGCAUUAGUCACACAAAUCAUACUCAUGGAAACAUUGUUUUUGUCAAGCAACACAACAAGCACUCUUUUUUAGUGUUAUAUCUUUUUUUUAUCAAACUCUUGUGACUAGAAGAAAUCUUGAUUUAGGUUUAUGAAAAUUGUCUCAUACUAUAUGUUUAUCACUGGAGUCUGUAGCAAUAGUAUGAACAGUAUAUGUUUGGCCCAUUGAAAGAGAGAGAGCCACAUGUAUGUAUGUGUCUGUGUGCAUGCGUCCAUCCAUUAUAAAUACUGUCCAUCAGAGAAUGUUUGUCAAUGUGAUUUUCAUUUUUUCUGACUUAAAAUGUUUAACUUCCUUUUUUGACUAUUGAUAUGACAAACAUAUCAAGCAAUACACUGUACAUGAAUGUGCUCUAAAUAUAUUGAACCAAACUAACAUUGUCAAACAUUUAAUUUCAAACAAACCCUAAUAUUUUAAAUCACACUUUAUUAUUUUCCUCAUCAAAUUCACCACAGCAGUUUUUCUGUGACAAACUCACAACUGUCAGUGCUUUCAGUACACCA
Scomber japonicus (chub mackerel) is the source of this 3303-nucleotide messenger RNA. It is a transcript of the gene plcd1a, whose product is annotated as phospholipase C, delta 1a. Gene Ontology annotation, molecular function: phosphatidylinositol-4,5-bisphosphate phospholipase C activity; calcium ion binding. The transcript is spliced from 15 exons. NCBI's taxonomy places the organism in Eukaryota, Metazoa, Chordata, Actinopteri, Scombriformes, Scombridae. The record is from RefSeq and is a predicted model, not a curated record. Bases 1 to 2325 code for a protein of 774 amino acids. Gene Ontology annotation, biological process: lipid metabolic process; phosphatidylinositol-mediated signaling.